AUGGAUUCCGAUUACGGAGUAGCCAGAGAACUUUCCGAUCUGCAGAAGCUUCGAUCUCUGUACAAACCUGAGCUCCCGCCGUGCCUUCAGGGCACUACUGUUCGUGUAGAAUUUGGUGACGCAACCACAGCUGCGGAUCCCACAGGUUCCCACACCAUAAGUAGGUCUUUUCCUCACACGUAUGGUCAACCUAUAGCUCACUUUCUGAGGGCAACUGCCAAGGUUCCUGAUGCUCAGAUAAUUACGGAGCAUCCUGCAGUUAGGGUAGGAGUGGUUUUCUGCGGUAGACAAUCUCCUGGAGGACACAAUGUUGUUUGGGGUCUUCUGGAAGCUCUUAAAAUCCACAAUCCUAAAAGUGUUUUGCAUGGAUUUCUAGGUGGUUCAGAAGGUUUAUUUGCACAGAAAACAUUAGAGGUUACUGACGAGGUUCUUGCAACAUACAAAAAUCAAGGUGGUUAUGAUUUGUUGGGACGGACACAAGAUCAAAUCAGAACGACUGAACAAGUCAAUGCAGCACUUAAUGCAUGCACAACAUUGAAGCUUGAUGCUCUUGUAAUUAUUGGAGGGGUGACAUCAAACACAGAUGCUGCCCAGCUUUCAGAGACUUUUGCAGAAAGAAAGUGCCCGACAAAAGUUGUUGGCAUUCCUGUUACUUUAAAUGGAGAUCUUAAAAAUCAAUUUGUUGAGGCAAAUGUGGGGUUUGAUACAAUUUGUAAGGUUAAUUCCCAGUUGAUUAGCAAUGUCUGCACUGAUGCACUCUCGGCAGAGAAGUAUUAUUAUUUUAUUCGUCUCAUGGGGCGGAAGGCUUCACAUGUCGCGUUGGAAUGCACUCUCCAAUCUCACCCCAAUAUGGUUAUUCUUGCUGAAGAAGUGGCCGCAUCAAAACUAACACUUUUUGACAUCACAAAACAAAUAUGUGAUGCAGUGCAAGCUAGGGGUGAACAAGACAAACACCAUGGUGUCAUCUUAUUGCCUGAGGGGCUCAUAGAAAGCAUUCCUGAAGUUUAUGCACUACUGAAGGAAAUUCAUGGCUUGCUCAGGCAAGGUGUUUCUGCUGAAAAAAUUUCUGCUCAUUUGUCACCGUGGGCAUCUGCGUUGUUUGAGUUUCUGCCUCCAUUUAUUAGAAAACAGCUCCUUCUUCACCCAGAAUCUGAUGACUCAGCACAGCUAUCUCAGGUACGUAAACCAAACAUGUCCAUUGUGAUCAUUUUGCAUCUCAUUGUGCCUGUGCAGAAAGAAGGGACAUACAAGGGAAAGAAAUUCAAUGCAAUUUGCCAUUUUUUCGGUUAUCAAGCUCGUGGAUCAUUGCCAUCAAAAUUUGAUUGUGAUUAUGCUUAUGUGCUUGGUCAUAGCUAUCACAUAAUUGCUGCUGGUUUGAAUGGUUAUAUGGCAACGGUAACCAACUUGAAGAAUCCUGUUAAUAAGUGGCGCUGUGGUGCUGCACCUAUAACAGCUAUGAUGACUGUUAGGCGCUAUGGUCAUGGUCCUGGGGCUUCAAACCUCGGAAAACCAGCUUUGCAUCCAGCAAUUGUUGAUUUGAAGGGCAAAGCCUAUGAGUUAUUGAGACAGAAUGCAACCAAGUUUCUGAUGGACGAUGUGUAUAGAAACCCGGGACCCCUUCAGUUUGAAGGUCCCGGUGCUGAUGCUAAGGCUGUGACCCUUUGCGUUGAAGAUCAGGAUUACAUGGGCCGCAUAAAAAAAUUGCAGGAACACCUUGACAAGGUACGUGCCAUAGUGAAACCUGGAUGCUCGCAAGACGUUCUGAAAGCUGCUUUGAGCGCUAUGGCCUCCGUAACCGACAUUCUCUCUGUGAUGUCAUCGUCUUCCACCGGAAACAGUCCCUGGUAA
Striga hermonthica is the source of this 1848-nucleotide messenger RNA. The record is from the annotation of a GenBank genome assembly. Lineage: Eukaryota; Viridiplantae; Streptophyta; Magnoliopsida; Lamiales; Orobanchaceae.